GAGGAGACAUGUUUGUGGACAUGUAGCGAUCUGAUUUCGCGAUAUGUGUUAAGUUUCACUCAUUCAUAAAUACACCGUAUGGCUACACCUCAACCCAACAGCUGAUCACGUUGACCGCCUAUCCAGUCCGUCCAAUCAACCUGCCUGUGGCCAUAGAUAGUGGGCGGUUUAGCAAAUGGGCACAUCCACUGUGAAAAUUAGUGCCAGCAUUAGUGUUGAUUUCUAAAUUAAGACAGGACCACAACGCGUGUGAUAUUCCACAUUAUACCUGCUAGUGUGUCACCGUGUAAAGUGCUGUGCUGAUUCCCCUGGUUGUGCGAAGCUUGUCACCUGGCGAGACAGCCAUUCAAACAAUGUCUUCACUACGAUAUGUCAUUCAUUCGGUCCCUGGGAAGAAAGUGGUUUAAUUCGGAUACCACGUAUUCAAGGAACACAUGUACCCGAGGUUACAGUGAGCCUGGGAUAUGGGGAUCAAUUUGGCGUUCACUUCGACGUCGUUCCGUCCUUAUUAAUUCCUGUUUGUGGCGUUGAGUGUGGUGUUCCUAGCACUGUAAACGCUGAAUGGAGCGAGGUGUCUCAAGAGAGCAGGAAUGAUCCGCGUGGGCCAACUAGAAGGGCUAGUUCUGUGGUCAUGAAUGGCCGUGUGCUUACCUUGACGCUAAUCAUUCUCGUCAUCCACGUCCAACACUUCGACUUGAAAAAGCAUCGUCAUAAUGACCGUCUUCGACAUUGUGGGCGCCAAUGCCAACACAGUAUUGUUAAGCGUGUUGAACACCGAAUGGAGAAAACAGUUAAUCGAACCAUUCGCAAAAUCCGCAGGGAAUAUGAGGCAUACCAGAAGAAGUAUGAAAGUUUGCUGCAUGCGAUGAGAAAAGAGCUGGAGUGUUUGUCACACCUCUGUCCGACUGGCUUUAUACGCUACAAGAAGUUCUGCUUCCGGUUCGUCAUGCACAGCAAGAAGACCUGGAGGGAUGCUCAGAAGUAUUGUCAGGAUGCCGGCGCCAACCUCAUCUUCCUCAACUCCACCAAGAAACAGGAGUUCGUCGCUAAACACCUCAAGGACAACUUUGCGAACCAUGCAGAGACCGUGUUCACCUCCGGCAUCCACUGCGACGCCUCCUAUCUACCAUACAGCUGGGAGCCAGGGAAGAAGAAGCCCACCUACGACAACCUGCACUGGCGCUGGGAGGGCAAGAGAAGCAUGGUCGGUACCGACCCCACAGACCUUCAGUGGUGUCAUGGAGAAAUUCCUACGAAUUUGAAAUUCACGGAUCUCAACACGUGCCUCAUUCUAUCAAAGACUUGUGCCUGGAAGUGGUCUGCGGGCAAGUGUCAGGUGGAACGGCCUUUUAUAUGUGAAAUGAAGUUGGACCCAGGGAAACGGACUUGUAUGAACUGCUAGAAGGCAGUUGAAUGUAUGAAAACAGGGCGUGUGAACGGUUCGUUGUGUGUCUGUUGAAACCACUUAAUGUGUAAAAGAACGUCAUAUUACAGUGUUUGUCAGUGGUAGGCUUUACGAGUUUAUCGAUGCGACACGUGUGGUCACGUCAUCAGGACGUCUGUGAAGCCUGAAUACCGCGAAUGUUCGGAGUACAGAUACUACGUCUCUGCAUUUUAUACAGUUCUCUUUUAUUAUCGGGCGAUGGAAACAGAGUUCCGUAGACAGCGUCUGUAGCGGUGUGGCGGCUGCCUGGACGGUGUGACGGUGGACAUCUGUACAACUAGUGUACAGUGUAGAACUGAAGUCAAACAUGACCUUCUAAAGUUUAGAACAUGCGCAGACGACACUGGCGUAGCUCGGGUUCUGGCGUGACGCUUUGGUCGGUUUACAGGAGGCACGCUGCAAUCAGGUGAGCGUUGUUGUUGGAACGAACUGAAGACACACUCACACCCUGCAUGGUGAUGCUCUCGUUGGGAUGAGUUGAAGACUUCUGUAGCACAGCAGAUGGCGCUUUCCGCUACCUAUCUGACCUUGACAUUGCUCGGUAGUAUGGGACCGAGGCUACAGCGUUGACAGUGCUGGACGUGUACUAUUUUCAGCUUUUUUAAGAACCUGUACAGAAACCUUCGUGCCAUAUACAGAUGUUUGGUGUAGUCAGUGAUUAGUAUGUACAUCGUAGAGUCUUUGUUGUUUGUUUACAAACCACGUUAUAUUCAAUCCUAGUUACUAUUUCAUUAUGUUCAUAGUUUUGUUUGUUGCCUAUACGUUUGGCAUGUAUAUGUUUUCAGAGGUGAGUGUAUCGAUACCAUGUUGUCUCAUGCCUACUGUGCAGGGGACUGGUCACUUGUUGAAGGGGACAGCUGGCAGCGUAAUUGGUCUUAGGACUGAAGCAUAUAUGUUUUUAGGAACAGCCCCCCUCAACCCCCUCCUUACACACAAACACAGAUACAGACACAGAUACAGACAGACACAGACAUAGACACACAGACUGAGACACACAAUUCUAUCCACACACCCCAACCUAUUUAGUUGUGAUAAAAAUACAUACUCAAACACGCACAUUCUCUCCACACCAACGCCUAUAUUUACGCGAAAUGAUGCUAUAACUUCAUACUUUUGGUUUUUAAAACACAGCACACACACACGCGCACAAAUACACACACACUAUAAAUGACCAGUCCCUAUGUGUAUACAAAGUAUUAACGUGUUUGUUAGGGUUAACUUUCCACUGGACAGUGUAGACAGACCUCAGGCAGCUGCUCCAUCCUCAACCCCCAGCAGCAUCACAGGGAACACAUACAUACCCCACACUUACACUUCUAUACCGUUCAUGACGACGAUGCAGUGCUACACCUGAGUUAUCAAAGUGUCUUAUCCUACCAACAUUUAAAUAACUGUCAACGAUUUGACACUCAUUUUUAGCCAUACUACCGGGUACGGUGAAACGCACUCAGACACACAGACUACACACUAAAUCUCUCUCACACACACACACACACACACACACACACACACACACACACACACACACACACACACACACACACACACACACACACACACACACACACACACACACACACACACACGCGCGGCUUUAUCUACGUCUCGUAAAGAUUACACAUAAUCUGUGAUAUUUCUAGAACCAUUUUUCUUUGUAGUUUAUAUACAGCAUAUAAUUUUCUUGUCGCUAUAUAGCUCAAAAGUUGCUGAUUCGACGUAACAUCUUUCCUUAAUCACACCUCGAUAUAAGUACGGGCCUGGUUGAUCCAGACUUCUUCCUAUGAUCGAUACGCUGUGAGCUCACUGUACUUUAAUUAAAUACGCAUACCUUAGAUGACUCGUAGAUAGCUACAGAAAAUGUAAUUGGCAGGUUCAUUCUUAACCUUCAGUAUUGUCUGAUUGUUGCCAGAUAACUCACGGAGGCCAAAAUAUUAAUGUGUCUUGUACAAAACAAUUAUGCGUUUUUUACUUCUGCAGACAAGGGUGGAAACCCAGCUGUUCAUUCCCCUGGAGUCAUAAGAUGAAUACGUGCUUCCAAAAUGCAAUUGCUUCCGUUAGGGUAAUUAUUUAUAGAUUACUUCCUUCCCGUAUACUGUAGUAUUUCCUAUUUAUCAACAAGAAUGAUUUUGUAACAAUUGUUGACAUUUGCCGAUUUAAUUGUUCUUUUACCGAUUGUUAUGGGUCACGUGAUAGUGCUUCAAUUUUAACCCGAUUACUGGGCCGAAGAAUCUGGGGUCUGUUAUUUUGGAUAGUUAGGCUGGGCAAAAUCUGUGUAAUGAGAGCUUCAUAGUCAUUCUAAGUAGGUGAUAUACGCAAGUAUAACACACAUGUUUGUAUAUGCAAUCUUACUGAGGGAAUAUUCACUUCGACUGUAUGAAUAUACUGACAUUACAUACCUGUUAAGAUAUUCCGGACAUAAGUGAUUAUUCCCAAACUAACAGACAUAGAAGUUAGGGCUUUGAAUUAUAUUCUGUUUUUGCAAACAAUCGGCGCAUUUCGAACGAAUAGAUGAUAUUUUUACGAUAUUUAGAUUUUUAAAAUAGUCUUCCUUAUGAUCGAUAUUUCUAUCGAGAUCAUGCAUUAAUACCACCUCCUGCUGGUGAAUAGGUUCGGGGCGUAGUGUGAACUGAUCAAUCACUUUACCCACUAAUUCCAUUAAACACUAAUCACAGCAACUAUAUGGAUUCCUGUACCAUUUCUACUACACAAUGUCUGAAACGAUAGCGAGAACGAACACAACCAAAGUGGUACUGAUUUCCUAUAGAUUAAAUCUACCAAUCAUGGUAUUUAUCCAUAAAUUUUUAUGCUUAAUUAUUGACUCACCAACUUCUUGAAUGCCGAUCAAACAAUUAUGGAAUUUGUUAUUCUCAGCUAAUUCUAAUAUCAGUUUGCAUAUUGCAUGUCUAAGCCCGGCCCUACAUGUAAGUCUGGUCAGUAUGUGUCUCUUAAACAACACCACUCCCGAAAUCUUUCUUGAUACGGGGGUCAUUCAAAUACAAGUAUCUGGAAUAUUAGUUCCAAUAUGGCUGCCACGACAGCCAUGUUGAAAAUGAUAUCUGUUACACUAUAUCAGUUAACACAUCCAGAAACAGGUUUUAAACAUGGUGUCAGUCAGCAAAUCACAUUUUUUCAAACAGGUAAACUAUUAUAAACCAUGACAUAAUUAUUGCCCAAUCCUAAUACUGUAAAAUUAUCCAAAAUGAGCUACGGUGCCUUUGUAUGUGUCAUCAGGUUUUAGGCUACAAAGCUUGGCUACAAGGCUACAUUGCUUGGACCCCCUUCAAGUAUCUGUCUAAUUAGUGCAGUGAGGGACAUGGGUAUUUAGAUCGAUGUAGGACAUAGAUAAAUCGUGAUAGAUUGUCUGGCAUAAAUACAUUAGUGAGAUUUCUGGCAUGGAUACAAUGUAGUUAGUGACACAUUGUAAUUAGUACAUUGUGCUAUCUGGACACAUUAUAUGCACUGCAAUGUGCGAUAUAGGCAAGUUCAACUUUGUGUGAUGUCUCACAUGGACUACUUCCAUGUGUCAUAAUGGUGCAUUGUAAUUAGUACAAUGUACAACUGGAUACAUCAUAAUUAUGCAAUGUGCGAUCUAUAUACAUUGUAAUUCGGACGAUGUGUGACAUAGACGUGUUAGGAUUACUGCGAUGUGUCGUAAUGAAACAUGUAUUGUACGUUGUAUAUAGUGAGUUGUGUGGCAAGUCUUACAUUGUAUCUAUUUAAUAAGGGUAGACAUCUAUUCUGACACUGAAUAGCUUCCAACACACGAAGUAGCAGACUUGUUGAGAGUUGUUUGAAGAUCUGAUUCCCCCGAAGAUCUUGACUCUGCAAUAUUCCCCCAGCCCGAUAUUUAAAAGCACUCUCUUACAGUACGACAGAAAUGUAUGCUGUUUGUCGAACCUAUCCAGAUCUGGUAGAAUAUAUUGUAGGCGUUGUCAUGGGCGCCUUCAGUUGGUUUACAGGACUCAGUGAUCGACAAAUAAUUGUUUCCUGAGUAGCAGUUCCAACAGAACGGACACAUUAUAUGCAAAUACGCCCCGCUUUGUUCGUCUUGUUAGGGAUGUUGGAACAUCCACACUGGUCACUCUGCGGCCCUUGAGCUGUCCAGUCAAGGGCUGUGGAGACUAAUACUGGGACGUUAUAGAUCAGGUGCAUGGUGCUCGUCACGUGAUGCGAUUGUCUCUCGGUAAUAACACCCUUAAACCGUUGAAGAAGAUGUGUGCCUUAGCUUGUAUAUAUGAGAUAGGCCAUGGGUGAUAAAUUAGAUUUAAAUAAAAAGUCAUCUGAGGUUGUAACCGUUUGUAGCUGGGCUCGCCUGGCGAAAUUAUUAGCUUUCAUUUUGUACGUUUAAGCUCAUGGUAUCGUACGUGAUCACGUCUUUACGUGGAUAUACUCAAACAAAUGUGAUUUAAUCAUUUACUUAGCUUUAUUCGUCUAUAUUUUAUUAUUUGUUUGCAAUUAUAUAUCUACAAUGCCAUUACCUCAUAUACUUGUCGAUGUCCGUUCUCCUAACAGUGACAGUCGCGGCUGUAGCGUCUCUACGUUCACAGUUUCUAUACAGAACAUACAAAUUGUCCUGUUGUAUACCUUAACAAAACAGCCAGGAUCAUAAAUAUUUUGGGGGAAAUGUUUCUGAAAUUGAAAUUGUGUGCUCAGUCUUUGCUACCAAUAACCCCAAAAUAUUCACGAUCGUAACGCUUUUCGCCAGUAAUUACAUAGUAUAGGCACGGGAACCGUUAUGACAGUAUUCUUCAUUGACCUCAUACACCCUGGAAACCAGAACCUCAGGUAGGAAAUAGAAACUGACAUAUUUUCUACAUCAACAACUUUCAGUUUACUUUAAGACCUGCUCAUGUUUGAUGCCCAAAUCCCUAUUCCAUCCAUAUCUCUGUCGAGAAGUGACGGGAUACUUUAGGAAACUUUAUGGUAUAAAAGUUUAACUGUGAUAAAUCAUUAGGUGACCGGCUCGUAUUUCAAACCCUUGCCUCCCGAGUGACCCUCCCAUAAUAACUACUUAUGGUUGACCAGAGAAGAGUCAUGUGACAAAUGUUCUUCCACUUGUUUGCAAAGACAUUUUACACACGGGGUUGGGUUCAGACUGAAGUCAAGCUAACAUUAAGUGUACAGUGGUGUAGGCAGAUAGGCUAUACCGACCAAUUAAGAAACCUGUGGAUGUUCGAGACGCUUGUCGCGGCUAUGACAUUGGAGACGUGUACGUCGACGGUUGUCUCAACUGUACACUCACUCAUUGUCUCUGACUUCACUGGUUUUCCCUCAUCGUGCCAAACAUUAAAACAUAUUUUAUAGAUUCA
Molecule: messenger RNA, 6753 nt
Organism: Haliotis rubra (blacklip abalone)
Lineage: Eukaryota; Metazoa; Mollusca; Gastropoda; Lepetellida; Haliotidae
Product: macrophage mannose receptor 1-like
Exons: 3
Coding region: 632-1402 (256 amino acids)
Biological process (GO): biological process involved in interspecies interaction between organisms
Cellular component (GO): external side of plasma membrane
Molecular function (GO): carbohydrate binding
Source: RefSeq, a predicted model, not a curated record